UGUACACAAUCGUACCUUUGUAAAGCGAGCAUGUUGCCAGACCAUGGAAUCACGGAUUCGUGGACUGCCACUUUUUGUUCAAGGAAGCCUGCCAGCCACCAGCCUCACCUCCCCAAAACCUCAAGCUUCCCCAGACUUUCCCCAAAUCCCUCAACACCAUGGAAACCGGCACGGAGCCCCUCGUAGCGCACCUCAAAGACGUCCUCCUCGACCUCGCCGCACACCCCUUCCCCGAAGUCGCCAAUCCUCCUACCGCACCCCGCCGCGCUUCCGUCGCCCUUAUCCUCCGCAUCCAACCGCACUAUUCCCACUGGCCCGCAGCCCACAGCAAACACGCGCAUGCACCAAGCCAUGGGCAUCGGCGGCGGCGGUCUUCAGCCGCCUCAAACCCGGAAAAGAAACUCGAGUUGAAGGACAUACUCGACGCGUUCUUCGCGCAAGACUGGGUCAAGCAUGGGGACCCGGAGCUGCUGUUCAUCAAGCGCGCGACACGUGCGGGGGACAAUUGGAACGGACACGUCGCGCUGCCGGGCGGGAAGCGGGAUCCGGAGGACGAGGAUGACCAGGUUACAGCGGUGCGGGAGGCGAUGGAGGAGGUCGGGGUGGAUCUGAGCUAUGCGCAUGCCAUUGCGAUUGGAAAUUUGCCGCAGCGGGUUGUUACGACGAGUUGGGGGAAGGUGCCGCUUAUGGUGCUAUGUCCAUAUAUCUUCCUCCUCACGAGCCCUAGCAUUCCGCCACUUAGACUCCAACCUACAGAAGUUGCCUCAACGCAUUGGGUCUCCCUCCGCGCUCUUCUCUCCCCCGCCCAGCGCACAUUCGAGUACGCCGACGUGUCGCAGCGGCUCGCGAAAGCUGAGCUAGGCAUCAAGCGCUGGUUCCUGCAGUCCAUGCUCGGCCAGAUGAUGUUUGCAGCCGUCCGAUUAUUACCAUCGGAAAGCACGUAUUGCAGCUCUAUACCCGGCUUCAUUCCCGAAUCCGAAGCGUCGACAGGCGUUAUUGGAAGUAUAAAGGGGUGGUGGACGGGUGACACAGCAGCGAGGAGAACGCAGAAACCGCUGCUGCUUUGGGGACUGACGCUGGGCGUGAUUUCGGAUCUGCUGGAGCACAUACCGCCGCAUAAAGCGAUGGACAUGUGGACGUAUCCUACGUUUACGAGCUGGGAUGUGAGGGUCACUCUGUGGGCGAUGUCGUACAGAUUCAGGAAGCAGAAAGCGAUUGAAAUGGGUCAAGUUACUGAGAGUUCAGCUGGGGCUGAGGAGGAUACAGAGGUGCCGAAGCAGGAUCCACAAGGCAUGCCUGUUGAAAAAGAGCCGGGAGAAGUGGGUAUUGGUGGGCUAGGCGUAGGGAGGCAUUGGGGACGAUCGAAAAGAGAUGCGCUAGGUGUGAGGGGGAGCGCGGUGAACUCCACGCUUGAGGGGUAUUAUCCUAUUGUGAGGAAGGCGGUGGCUACGGCGUUGGUCGGAAGGGUAUCAUUGACAGCGCUUUUGCUUGCAUAUGCAUGGUCUAAGUAUAGGGUUAGGCGGUAAACUUCUUUGCUGUGAUCUUUAAUUUAGCGGGUCAAGACUCUGGUAAUUUAGGCGUGUGGGAAUUAGCUUUCUGUUAUUGAGUUCUAUGUAGCACGGAAAUGACCUAGGUGCGCUCCAAGCUUUUGGAAAGCUACUUGUGACGUUAAAGUCACGUGAACGCGCAAGACCCCUUCGCUCUCCUCCC
This is a messenger RNA of Mytilinidion resinicola, 1710 nucleotides long. RefSeq names its product NUDIX-domain-containing protein. NCBI's taxonomy places the organism in Eukaryota, Fungi, Ascomycota, Dothideomycetes, Mytilinidiales, Mytilinidiaceae. The record is from RefSeq and is a predicted model, not a curated record. Gene Ontology annotation, molecular function: coenzyme A diphosphatase activity. The transcript has 2 exons. Bases 159 to 1526 code for a protein of 455 amino acids.